AAAAAGCUCCCUUAGGAUAAGCCACUUGGGGAGAACUCGUGCUUCAAACGUUCCCACGCUUAUAGGUGGGGCCCACCUACAUAUGGACCAUCCGAUGAACCCCAUACCUCAAUCUCAUCCUCCAUCCAACGGCUCUCAUUCGCUUGCAUGAAUGUGAGUUAUAUAUCACCGCACCCAUGUACAUUGCUCUCUGAGUUACAACCACUAAAAAAAAAAAAGGACAGAGGAGAAGUAGAGAUUGAAAUGGCUUCUUUCACUUUAGCUUUCGGGCCAGCAGCUGCUACCUGGAGAGUGUUUGCUGCCACAGCUGCAAAGGGCGGCAGCAGCGAAGAGAAGAGUCUUCUUGAUUUUAUUCUCGGAGGAUUGCAGAAGGAAGAUCAGUUGCUGGAGACGGACCCAAUCCUCAAGAAGGUCGAGGAGAAGAACGGUGGAGGUGGGACAGGGAAGAACUCCGUCACCGUGCCACCCAAGAAUAAGUCAGGCGGCUUUGGGGGACUCUUCGCCAAGAAAUGACCAGCAUGUGGGUCAGUUUCCGGCGAGUCAUUGUGGUCGUCUUUCUCUCUUAAUUUCUACAUUGUCUGAUUAAAGCUAUGUUUUCUGUCUUUGCCAUCUUCUCAUCUGAAUUCUUAGCUCAUGUGGAACUUUAAAUUGAAAUUUAAAGAGAUCUACCAUUGUUUUAGCAAA
Magnolia sinica is the source of this 684-nucleotide messenger RNA. RefSeq lists its product as uncharacterized. The record is from RefSeq and is a predicted model, not a curated record. Gene Ontology annotation, cellular component: chloroplast. Lineage: Eukaryota; Viridiplantae; Streptophyta; Magnoliopsida; Magnoliales; Magnoliaceae. The transcript has a single exon. The coding region runs from base 148 to 513 and encodes 121 amino acids.